GGAACAUUUUUGCUCACAAGUGGAGCAUCUUCUAUGAGUGGCUCAAGUGGGUACAGAGAAGUGGAGAGUGAAGAUUAAAAGGCACUUGGCAGUGAAUCAACCCAGAUUUUAGUGCAUGAGAAAUCUGGCGAGUCUGGCUAACACAAGAUGUACGAUGUCCGCAGUUUAAAAAUCCACCCAGGCUACAAUAGGAACAGGGCUCAACUCAAGCAGGGCUCAUCGAAAGGCUUCCUUUUCUUAUUCUGGAUAUAACUUGUACCGUUCAAAGUAGCAUCCCAUUAUUCUCUACCAAAAAAGGAAUGACGGGGGUAUUUGUACGAUUCACUUACUCACUCGUAUGUACUUCGUACAUGACGACCAACUAGAAAUUCAUCUAAAGAUCCCGCCUCGUUCCUAUUUCACCACGGUGGUUUUAUCAUCUUGACUAUCUUCUCCACACUCUUCUUCUUAUAAUAAUACUUCCUGCAUUGAAUGACUCUAUGCAACAAACAAGAGGGAUUCAUCAAAACCAACGGGAGAGAAGAAAAUAUCGAAACGAGGAUUACGGAACACAAAAGAUUUUAAUUCACCCACCCACCGUCCGUCUGCGAUUCGACAUACGUACCUUCCCAUCCUUCAUCCUUUGAACUUUCAAUAGAUUCCAUUCCAAUUCGAAACCUUUCAUUCUUCCCUUCUAUUGCGAUACGACGCGGUACAAAUACUUUCGACAAGGGAUUUCUAAAACUCUACGCGGAUUCAAUAUUACGAAACCCCAACAUCAUCAACACGGGUACUACAUACCACAACCCCAACCACAACCACAACCUCACCCUCUCGACCUUCGACUUCGAAGUUCAUGUCCUUUCCUCUACCACAAGGAACGCCAUAGCUCCGUUUUUGAUAAUCUUCAAUCCUCUUUCUCCAGUACUAUGUUUUAAUACGACUUUAAUAAUAAUUUCUCCGACUUCCUCCAACAUUCUAUCACGAUCAAUCAUUCAUACCCCUCCGAAGCUCCAGUAGCAUUGACCUCCACGAACCUAAUCAUUCCAGCGAAGAUGAUAUUAAUGGAAGGAUUAAUGUUGGUACCACCUGAAAGGGGUACAAUAAUUGGAAGGGCAGUGUGGAAGCCUCGAUAUGUUGUACUUGGUUCUGGUGCCCAUCUACACACACAAAGCGACAUCCUCGAGAAGUCCAACUCCAAGAAAGGAAAGUCAAUUAAAAGUACUUCUUCGAAACCAAGUUUGGCAGAUCUGGGAAAUGCUUCAGACGAUGGAUUGUUUAUUUCAGUUUACAAGGCAAAGGGCGAUUGGGAAUAUAUUGCGCAACAUCCAAUAUCUGCUUUCAAAUCCUGCGAAAUUCGAUCAUUAUCGCAUCGUAAACAAGCUACACCACUGCCUACCCUGAUGCUGGAAUUAAAACCAGAUUCAAUAUCAGAGAAACAACGUAAAAGAAGAUCGAGUCGAACAGGGGGACUGACAUCAAACAAGGAUGCACAAUGGGCAGAUACACUUCUUUUUCGAUCAGUUCCCGAGGAUCGAAACAAUAUUUAUGAUUGGCAAAUCACCAUCAAACCAAGACUACAAAUUGAUGAUUAUGAAGAAAGUCCAAUGAGUCCUUUGAGUCCAAUAUUUACCUCUUUCACCAACCCCUUUUCUCCUAGAGAUCCAAGACCAUCUUCACGAAGUGGUAAACAGGAUCAACAAACUCGUCCACCUUUUCAGUCGUCUGGACAAUACACUCAAACCUCAAGAGAUCGUCCUUCCGCUAUGAUAUCUCCAUCUCCAAGUCUGCGUUCCCGUCGCUCAGACCUUUCAUCCCAAGCAAGUUCAUCUCAUCCACCCAUGGGUUUCACAUCAGCUCAUCCACAAUACAAUAACACAAUCUUACCCACCGAUCUACCCUCGCCAAUUUCUGUUUCAGGUUAUGAUAAUUUUAUUGAAGGUUGGACUUCGGCUCAAGGAAGAUCUUCUGCAUUAUCUCAUCACACUAGAGGUAGCAAUAGUAUCGCAUCUGCCAUUGGGCCUCCACUUGCGUCACCGACUACAACAUCACCUGGUCCAAGAGAAACGAUUCUGGACAGAGCGUUUCAAAUGAGAUGCAUUCCAGGAAGUGAAAGAUUGAGGGAUGAAGAGGAGAAAAUUAGUAGUAUUGCUCGAUUUGAAGCACUGAUGAGGGAACAUGAUGAAAGGGCAUUACAAAGAUCAGCCACUUCAGCUACUGAUGGCAAGGGAAGAUACAAGCCUGGUUGGGACCUUGAGGAAGAAUCAGAGGAAUCAGACAAUGAGGACCCUGGCAAUGUUUUAGAGCAACUGGAUAGUCAUGAUAUUCUUAUGCCUACCCCUGCACAAAGAGCAUUAGAUUAUAUCGCUGGACGACAAACACCUUUACCCCGGAUGUCCAGUUCUAGCUCAAGACCUAUUUCUCCAAAUAGUCCACCAGUCCCAUUUUUGAACCGGGAUGCUAUGAAUGCCCUCCACAGUGGUUCAAGCUCUACCAACCAAAGCUUCUCUUCAGUUGGGAAUGGCCUUCGCCCACGUACUGGCACCACAUCAUCGCAUAUGCGAAAAAAUAGUCGACCAACAUCUCUGGCGUUACCUCCAAGAUCUAUCUCUUCAACUGUAGUACCUUUAUCCAAGGAAAGUGGAAGCGGCAACUCAGUUGCAGCUCUCACCAAAGCCGAAAUGGAGAAAAGAAGAAGUAGUACGUCAACAAAACGUCUUUCAUUCCAAGAAUUCGCAAGAAGGUUGAGUUCGACAAGCUCCCUUCUUUUGGUUCAAACGAAUGCUAGUUCAAAUUCCGGCAGAGGCGAUAGCUUCAGGGAAAGAGAUGAUUCUAGAAGAGAUAGUGUAAGUGACUAUGGUCUUGAAAGCGCACCGGAACUCGCAGAGGACCAUGAGAUGGAUGGAAGAAGAGGUUUGAGAAGUAUCAAUGGAUUAAGUUUGAGAGGCGGAGAUGUCCAAGUCGCCGAUAGGGAAAUGAAGAGAUGUGGUGGCGGCUUCAGAGGAAUGGGUGUUCUCGGUGGUGAAGGAGGCUUCCUCUGAUUCCGAGGCAACAAGAGACGAAUAAGGGCUAGAGGAAGAUUGCAUAUUUGUUUUGAGCGUUCUUAUUUCCGGGGUUCAUUUCUUGUUUGUUUUUGUUGUUUUGAUCAAAGCGAUGAUACCUUAGAUGAUCUUUUUUUUUUCGCGCAUAUUUAAAGGGUUUGGACCGACCUGGUGCUUGGGCAACUCAGAUGAGAUGAGAUGACUGAGAUGAAAAUCAUGGAAUGGCGUUCUUUGGCUUAUUUAAUUUUCAUUUUUUCUCAGUCGGCUGGCUGGGACUUCCUGGUGGAGAGAAUUCAGUUCAAUCGGGUUGACAGAUUGAAUUGGUCUUUUAGUGGAUUGGAGAUAAAAGUGUACAAUGCAUUGGAUAUGCAAAAUUCGACCUCAAUGAGUCCAAUUACACUGAGAAUGCUACGGCAGCACUAUUAGCAUGGCCUUUCAUGUAUUUAUGUAUGAAUACCCGACGAGUGGCUAGCUUUUUGCCAUCGGAGAGGGGAUAGGGAUGGGGUUGUAUGGAUAGUUAUCGAAAGGGGUGGACAGAAAACUGGAUGGGAUAAAAUGCAUAGGUGAACGAGAGAGGAGGGAAAUGUGAUAAAUAUCAUAGGAAGAACACUGAAUGAACAUCA
Molecule: messenger RNA, 3643 nt
Organism: Botrytis cinerea B05.10
Lineage: Eukaryota; Fungi; Ascomycota; Leotiomycetes; Helotiales; Sclerotiniaceae
Exons: 3
Coding region: 1035-3020 (661 amino acids)
Source: RefSeq, a predicted model, not a curated record